This is a messenger RNA of Drosophila biarmipes, 3202 nucleotides long. RefSeq names its product BAG domain-containing protein Samui (gene stv). Gene Ontology annotation, cellular component: membrane; cytosol; cytoplasm. Gene Ontology annotation, molecular function: protein-folding chaperone binding; adenyl-nucleotide exchange factor activity. NCBI's taxonomy places the organism in Eukaryota, Metazoa, Arthropoda, Insecta, Diptera, Drosophilidae. Bases 656 to 2473 code for a protein of 605 amino acids. The record is from RefSeq and is a predicted model, not a curated record. Gene Ontology annotation, biological process: protein stabilization. The transcript has 4 exons.
UGGCGCUCAGUCGACGAGCAACUUUGGCAGCGUGAGGACGCCCGAGUGCAUGUGCGUGUGUGGCCCGUUCAACAACAACAACGCCGAGUGGCAAUGUGCAAAAAUAAAAAAUCUAUAUAUAUUUUAAAUUGAAUAUAGAAAACCGAAAAACCCACACUCGCACACGCUGGCAGCGCACACACACUGACGAGAGCCAGAGAGCGCGAGCGGAAAUACUUAACAAGCCAAAGCUAAAGCUAAAACGUCGAAAAAGUGGAAGUAAAAAGUGGCCGUGUCGGUGCGAGCGGCGUCUAGAAAGUGUGGCCAACAAAAGUGACAUCACACUCCGGCCAGCAGAAGGGCAGGAAAGUCAGCCAAGGAGCCUAGGGUUUAAGGAACCUACCAGAAGUCCCAUUCGAAAUCGAAAUCAAAGUCGAGCGGUAGUCGCACGCGUCGUUGCUCAAGGUGAGAACGCGCCAGCCCCCCUCCCCCAGCCAAAAAAAAAGUAAAAAAAAAUUAAUCUCAACAACUGGCACGACAAGUAGUCGCCGCCGUCGAAAAGUCACACAGCCCGGGUAUCAACAAAAGGAAAUAAAUUACAAAUUUUGUCGCUACGCAGCGAGACGACGGAUUCGACAGCGCUACGGUUCCACUGUUUCCACCCACCAAAUCACCGAUGAAGCCCACUGUGAUGGCGGCCAAUCAGGCGCCCAGCAAUCCCGCCACCGGUGGCAACGGCUCUGCCGGAGGGCCCGGCGUCAAUAUACCCGUGAACCGGGAGUAUGUCAGCGGUGGCUACGGUUCGCCCCAGCAGCAGGCGGCGCAGAGUCCCCACUUCCACAAUCCGCCGCAGCAGAACGCUUACGGAUCGCCCAGGCAGCAGCAGCAGCACUUCCAGCAGCACCAGCAGGUUCCGCCGAAUCAGCAGCAGCAACAUUUUCAGCCGACCUUUGGAUUCGAACCGAACAUGGACAUGGACAACAUGUUCCCGCGCUCGCACCUGGGCAGGAUGCAUGACCCCUUCGCCGGCUUCGGAGACUCACACUUUGGAUUCCCCCGCUUCUCGACAAUGGGCCGCCGCGGACGGAUGCCCGGUGGGGUGAGCACCCACAUGGAUCACGACGACGACUUCUUCAACCGGCUGCCCUCGGAGUUCCGUCAGUACAUCCCAGAUGGUUUCGGUGCCAGACGUGGACCAGGCGUAGCCACUGCUCCAGGACAAGUUCCGCAACAGCAGCCACAGCAGCAAUAUGCCCAGCAGCAGCCACAGCCGCAUCCCCAGCAGCACUACCAGUACGCUGCGCCACCACAGCAACAGGUGCCCCAGUCGCCCUCGAAGCGUCUCUGUGAUGCUGCCAUCCAGACGGAGGAUCCGGCCGGCCGCUCGGAGGUGGAUUGUGCCCCGCCGGCCAAUCUGAACCAGCAUGGCUUCCGGAACACCGUGGACAUGGGCGUGAAGAGUGCCGCCGAGCAGGACCAGGGCCUGCGCUCCCACUCCGCCCCGCCGCCAGAGCAGCAGCAGCAGAAUCUGCUUUACCAGCAGCAGCAGCAACAGCAGCCGGGCGCACAUCACCAGCAGUUUGGCACCCAGACCAGUCCGCCCGUCCAGGGUCAGCAGUUCAAGACCUACUAUGCGCCCCAGCAGCAGACACAUCCCCAGCAGAAGCAGCCCACCCCGCCGCCAGCCCCACAGACCCCCGGUGGCACGUAUGUGCGCACCAUACCCAUCUUCGUGGAGGGACGCACCGAGCCCAUCAUCAAUGCCCACAAGGAGAUACCCAACCAGAAUGCUCCGCCAAGUGCCCAGGCCCAGGCUCAAGCUCAGGCGCAGGCACAGGCUCACUUUGCACCACCACAACAGCAACAGAGGCCCACGCCGCUGAAUACGCAGCAGGCGCAGGCCCAUCCCGACCAGGAGCUGCCGGCCGAGGGGUCCGCCGGAUUGCCACCACAGACACCACACACCCUCAAUUCGAUCAACAAGAUCCAGGACAUACAGCGCGACGUGCUGGAGCUGAUGGGCAAAGUGGAGCAGUUCAAGGGCACGCGCCAGGAGAAGGAGUACGCCUACCUGGACGAGAUGCUGACCCGCAACCUGCUCAAGCUGGACACAAUCGACACCAACGGCAAGGACAGCAUCCGCCUGGCCCGCAAGGAGGCCAUCAAAUGCAUUCAGGCUUCCAUAAAUGUGCUGGAGGCCAAGGCCGAGGAGAAUGCCAGGGUGGCGUCGGGAGCACCAGCUGCCAGUGCAGCCCCCGUUGAAUCAGUGGACACGGCUGCAGCUGCUGCCCCAGAGGCCGCCGGCCAGAGCGCGGAGCCAGUGACUCCACAGCCACAGGAUGCUACGAAAAUCCAGGAGCCCAUCCCUCUGCCGCCGCCACCAAGUGCUGCCCCCGCUGAAGGAUCAGCUGCUCCCGAGACGCCCGUGGUGGAGCCCCAGGCUUCGGGUGAGACAACCGCGCAGUCGGAGACCACCACCACGACAUCGGAAUGAUGAACAGAGCGCCUCUACAGGGCGACCGUUUCGAAGCAGCUACGCAAAUUAACCAAAUUCAAGUGACAACAAACGGACGAUAGGGGCGAGUCCCCAACCUGAGAUGCCCAAUCAUCAGAGGAUGGCGACAGGAAUGGGCGCAUGGGAAUUGAAUGCAGAUGUGAUUGUGAUCAAGAGGAGCUGGAGCUGGCGACGGAUCUUUGCUAGUAUUUCGUAGAAGCACACCCGCACUAUCUAAACAAGCAAAUCUCAUGUGUCGAACACUCAACACCCAACACUCAUCCCCGCACAACAUCAUCAUAGCACUCAAACACACAGCAUAGAUUAUAGGCUAGUAAGGAAAAUAAUAUUGAGAAAAAGUGCCUGCAUAGAGAAUUCGACAGUUAACAGAACGAAAACGAUUUGGCAACGAGAGUUGUCCCUCACAUAAAAGAGCUGAUUAUGUUUAAGCGAUAGAGGUCACCAUGAGGAUAUUUUUGAACCUGAGUCCAGUUUUUAUACGUAAAUUGCACCGAGAGGCAGUGGGCAGCAGUGGUCACCAGCAAGCCGCCGUAUGAUCUCAUACAAAUCUACAGCAAUCGCGCUUGCCUGCCACCGACACCUCGUCAUCAAGCUUUGCUGCAGGUGAAUUGUUAAACAAAGGUAAACACUUCUAGAGAAAAAACUAUGAUAACUAUUUAUGCUACUAAUUAAUGCGAAAAUAAAUGUAGAUAUUGUUGACUAUACAGA